Messenger RNA from Nicotiana attenuata, 2091 nucleotides. RefSeq lists its product as uncharacterized. NCBI's taxonomy places the organism in Eukaryota, Viridiplantae, Streptophyta, Magnoliopsida, Solanales, Solanaceae. Gene Ontology annotation, molecular function: zinc ion binding. The transcript has 2 exons. Bases 1 to 2091 code for a protein of 696 amino acids. The record is from RefSeq and is a predicted model, not a curated record.
AUGGAGAUCGACAACGACAAGUUUGAAGCAAAAGUAUGGCUUAAUAUUAACCUAGGUACUGCUAAGGGAAUACAAGUUACAAAAGAUGAAGAUCUUACCUCGUGUAUGGUGCUCUUAAAAAACGAUCCAUACUAUAAAGGUUCCAAAUUUGUUGUUGAAAUUUCAGAAAUACCAGAUCAACAACCAGAAGGUAAUGCAAUAAUGGAAAUUGAUAAUCAACAAUUAUUGCACAGAACCACAUAUGUUCAGGAAGAGAAACUGAUGCUGAUAUCUCAAAUAUCAGAAGAGCAGGAGAUACCAAUUUAUGACAUGACAAUGGAAAAUGAAAUUGUAAAUCCUGUGGAAGAUCAACACAUCGAAUCACUAGUCACUAUUGAAGGAAGAAAAAGGAAAGGAAAAGGAAAGGCAAAAGAAUCCCCAUCAAUAUUACUAAAGGAAAAUGCAUCAUUGGAUGAUGUAAAACUCGAUUCUGUUUUUCAAGAAAAAAAUGCUAUGAUCAGAUGUUUUUGCUUAGCAGCUAUUAAGGAGCACUUUGAGUUUUAUGUUGACAGAUCAAGUAAUACAAGAUACUCUUUGGUAUGUACUGAUAAAAAGUGUGGUUGGACUGUUCGAGGUUCAAGAAUUAAGGAAUCAACACUAUUUAAAGUAGUUAAAUUUCAGAGAUCACAUGAGUGCUCGGUUGACAUUAGAAAGUCAAAUCAAGGACAAACAACUCCAAAUGUGAUUAGAGAUUACAUUAUUGACAACUUAAGGGACAUAGCUACUGAAGUAAAGCCUAGGUUUGUCAUUUCAGAAAUGAAAAGAUCACAUGGAGUAGAUGUUGCUUAUGGAAAAGCAUGGCAUGCUAUUCAAAAGGGGUUAUCGUUAUUAAGAGGAACAACUGAACAGAAUUAUGAGUUUGUUUAUAUGUUUUUUAUAUAUGGUGCAUCAAUUUCUGGGUGGAGGUAUUAUAGACCACUUAUUGCUGUGGAUGGAACAUUUCUAAAAAAUAAAUAUAGAGGUGUUCUGUUAGUGGCUGUUACAAAAGAUGCAAAUAACCAGAUUUUCCCUAUAGCAUUUGGAGUAGUGGAUUCAGAGAACAACGAAUCAUAUGAAUGGUAUUUCAGAGAAUUAAGAAAAGCAAUUGGGAUUCGUAAAGAUUUAAUAUUUUUGUCAGAUCGACACAAGGCCAUUGCAAAUGGAAUCGCAAAAGUUUUUCCUGAGUGCUACCAUGGUAUUUGCAUAUAUCAUUUGGAAAAGAAUCUAAAGCAAAGAAGAGUGAGAAACACUAUACUAAAACUCUUUCAAAGUGCUGCAGGAGUAUACCUUCAAUCAGAAUUUGAUGACUUCAUGUCCCAAAUAGCUGCUGUUGAUAAGAAAACAUUCAAUUAUUUGAUGGAGGAACCACCAGGAAGGUGGGCUCGUUCACAUUGUCCAAGACGACGAUAUGUUAUGUUAACAACAAUUAUUAUUGAGUCAAUGAAUAAUGUUUUGAGACGUGCAAGAGAAUUGCCACUUUUAGCAAUGAUGGAUUUCAUACAAGAAAAAUUGCAAAGCUGGUUUUAUGAAAGAAGGACAACUGCAGAAGGAAUAUUCCGCGAGUUAUCAAAUUGGGCAGAAGCAACAUUGGAAGAUAAAAUUAAACCAGCUUUUACAUUUAGAGUAUUGUCCAUUGAUCGACUCAAAUUCAAUGUCAAAGAAGGGGGUAUGGAAUUUAUUGUUGAUCUAGACAAAAGAACAUGUGAUUGUUCUGAAUUUCAGCUAGAUGAGAUACCCUGUGAACAUGCAAUUAUAUAUCAGAAGAAAUCAUUCUUUUGUUCAACCUAUUAUUCAAGGGACUUUUGGUUGAAAACAUAUGAAGGACAAGUAAAUUCUGUAGGUGAUUCAACAACAUGGGUUAUACCAGACAAUAUUAAAUCGGAUAUCACUAAGCCUCUAGAUGCAAAAGUAAUGCUAGGAAGAAGACAGAAGAAUCGACAUGUUUCCGGUACAGAAUUCAAGAAGGAAACAAGAUGUGGUCGUUGCAAAAAAUAUGGGCAUAACAUAACAAAUUGUACAAAUUCUGCUGUAGCUCAUCCUUAUGCAAGAAAAUACACAAAAAAAAAUGAUUGA